AUGGAGACAGGGAACCUGGCGAAGAUCUCCCAGCAGUUGGCCGGAGUUCUUGCAUCGCCACGUGCUCUUUCUUUCUCUCCAAGUCCCACUGGGCCCGGGUAUACUUCUUUGCGCUAUAUUGACCCCUUCUUGCUACACCUCUACUUCCUCUUGACCACCGCGACGAUGAGCAGGCAGCGAGGUGACGAUCUCGAUGAUGACUUCGUCCCGGACGAUCUCGUCGCCAUGUCCGAGGACGAAGAUUUGACCCCGGACGGCGACGACAUCAGUGGCUUGCUGAGCGCAGAAGAGGAAGGCGAGGGCGCCGCGGCGCAAGAGGGUGCGGAUCAGGCCACAACUGCGAAGAAGCGGAAACGUAGGGAGAAGGAGAAGGAGCGCAAGAAACGCAAAUUGGCUGAGACGGUAGAGCCCAUUGAGCCCCCCUCAAUGGCGGCUCAGCCCCCCGUGUUAUUGGCAGACUACAUGUCGUCCAUGCAGGCGAAGACAUUCUCGAAGAUGUCCGGCGUCGAGCUCGCCGACAUCCAGAUACCUGAGAUCUCCAUCGCAGACACGACUCCAUGGACGGGGUCGCGCAAUCUCGACCAGCUGGUGGACUUUAUAGCCAAGAUGGUUCCCACACUGCGUACUCGUUUAUCGCAGAGGCCCAAGUUCAGCGGAUCACCGACGCUGAUCUUUGUAGCUGGGGCAGCCCUGCGGGUGGCAGACAUAGUCAGGGUCCUUAAGGACAAAAGACUGCGAGGAGAUAAGGGCGGUGAGAUCGCCAAGCUGUUCGCGAGACACAUCAAAGUAGAGGAUCAGGUCGCUUAUUUGAGACGCACCAAGGUGGCGGCCGCAGUGGGCACACCAGGACGACUCGGGAAGUUGUUGUGCGACACCGAUGCGCUGUCGACGUCAGCUUUGACACACAUUAUCCUCGACAUGUCCUACCGAGACGCGAAGAAGCGCUGCGUCCUAGACAUUCCCGAGACAAGAGAUGAGCAGGGGAAGAUACGGCUGGUCUUGCUGUGA
Molecule: messenger RNA, 1008 nt
Organism: Sparassis crispa
Lineage: Eukaryota; Fungi; Basidiomycota; Agaricomycetes; Polyporales; Sparassidaceae
Product: Protein CMS1
Exons: 6
Coding region: 1-1008 (335 amino acids)
Cellular component (GO): nucleus; 90S preribosome
Source: RefSeq, a predicted model, not a curated record